Cercocebus atys (sooty mangabey) is the source of this 2718-nucleotide messenger RNA. It is a transcript of the gene IL27, whose product is annotated as interleukin 27. Bases 1686 to 2429 code for a protein of 247 amino acids. The transcript is spliced from 5 exons. Gene Ontology annotation, molecular function: interleukin-27 receptor binding. The record is from RefSeq and is a predicted model, not a curated record. Gene Ontology annotation, biological process: regulation of T-helper 1 cell differentiation; regulation of T cell proliferation. NCBI's taxonomy places the organism in Eukaryota, Metazoa, Chordata, Mammalia, Primates, Cercopithecidae.
GCUAGGCUGGUCUGGAACUCUUGGCCUCAAGGGAUCCUCUCACCUCAGUUUCCCAAAGUGCUGAGAUUACCGGUGAGAGCCAAGUCGCCCAGCCAGGGUUCAAGAUUUGAGAGGUAAGGAAGUUCUGGGUGACAGUAGAGGUUGGGAGGGACCAUGGAGAGAGCCAAAGGGAGGCCCCAUGUGGUCAAGGGGGUGAGCAGGUGGCAUGCCUCUAGGACCCGCUGUGGGGAGCCCCAGCUGCAUGGGCUGCCGGGGAGUGAGCUGCCACCACUGGGGGGUGCUGCAGGGGAAACCUGUCUGGACUACAGCCCCAGUUCCCUGUCGGUCUCCAGUGGCCCGUGGGGCUGCUCCCUCAGCAGAUGUUGGUAUUUCCCUGGAGCACUUGUUCCCACGUGGCCUGGUGGGCAGUGCCCAGGCAGGCCAAGGAGGCAGAGAGCAGGAAGGGGAAGCCCCCCUUGGUUUCUAUCUCACACCAGGGACCCGGCAGGGAAACCCCACAGGUCCUAAAAAGAAAGUGGCAGCAGUUGUUCUCGGGGAAGACCAAGAAACCCCAUCCUCUCCCUGAAGAUGGGAAAUCCAGGGCGGGGCUGAGGGUGGGGCUGUGCUGGAAGGGAGAUCUGUGGUCCAUGCGGCCCAGCCCUGACCAUGGCUUCUACAGAGCAGAAACACCAAGAUUAUUCUUGGGCCUGGCUGAGCGCUGAUCCUGACCUCACUCAACCUGAGCCUGGCCACAAGCUGAGCCCCGAUCCUGGUCAUUGACUGAGCUCUCAUCCCAGCCCAGGCCUGGACCCCCUACUGAGUCCCAGUCCCAGUCAGCACCUUGGCCAAAGACCAAGCUCUAGACCCAACCCUACAGGCCACAAGCAAAGCCCCAGGUCACCGAUAGCUGUGACCCUAAAUACAGACACAGCCAGGAUAUUGGCCGGGGACUAGUCCGUGAGUUCAGCUGUACACUGAGUCCCUGAUCCUGAUUAUAGACUGAACUCAAAUCCUAUAUCUGACUCUGGUUAAAGAUGGAGACAGAGCCCUUGACCCUGGAAAAAGCCCUAACCCUGGUCCCAGAUAUGGCCUCGUACCUAAUUUUAUCCAGCCCUGAUCCUAGUUACAAACUGAGCUCCAAUCCCACCAUCACACUGAGCCUCUUCCUGGCCCCAAGCAAGGGUGCAUCCCAGCCACCCAUUAAGCACUGACUCUCUUUGCGCCACCUUCCUCAGCCAUCUGGUAAACCAUAAGGGAGUCAGAUGACUCAAACCCCCGAGUCCCCUCGGGUGGGCAAUCCCCUUACCUGGCCAUCCAUCUUUGGAAGGACAGUAGACCCUAGGAUGGUGGUGGCAGAGCCGAGAAUCAGGAGGGGAUUUGGGACUCUGGGAUCAACCAGUGAAUAGGGCUGGAUGGCUCACCCAAGCAUGGGGCACUGAGGGCAGAGCUGGCCGUGGGAGCUUAGCAGUGAGUCUGGAGCUUGGGUGUCCUGAAACCCCAGCUUCCCGUCACCCCCCAUCAUACCUCCCACCCCCUCCGGGAAGGGAAAUUACAUUUCCCCAUUUUAGCAAGGGGUGGCGAGAGGGAAGAGUGAGUGAACACAAAGCUGAAAGUACAAGCAGGACGGAAAGUGAAACCGGGCACAGCCCCCAGUAUAAGACCCCCCCUACCCAGGAGAUGGCUGACCAAAGAGGCCGGGCCCCGCCAUGGGCCAGACGGCAGGCAACCUUGGCUGGCGGCUCAGCCUGUUGCUGCUUCCCUUGCUCCUGGUUCAAGCUGGUGUCUGGGGAUUCCCAAGGCCCCCAGGGAGGCCCCAACUGAGCGUGCAGAAGCUGCAGAGGGAGUUCACGGUCAGCCUGCAUCUCGCCAGGAAGCUGCUCUCCGAGGUUCGGGGCCAGGCCCACCGCUUUGCGGAAUCUCACCUGCCAGGAGUGAACCUGGACCUCCUGCCCCUGGGAGAGCAGUUCCCUGAUGUUUCCCUGACCUUCCAGACCUGGCGCCGCCUCUCUGACCUGGAGCGUCUCUGCUUCCUCUCCACCACGCUUCAGCCCUUCCGUGCCCUGCUGGGAGGGCUGGGGACCCAGGGCCGCUGGACCAACACGGAGAGGAUGCAGCUGUGGGCCAUGAGGCUGGACCUCCGCGAUCUGCAGCGGCACCUGCGCUUCCAGGUGCUGGCUGCAGGAUUCCACCUCCCAGAGGAGGAGGAGGAGGAAGAGGAAGAGGAAGAGGAGGAGGAGGAGGAGGAGAGAAAGGGGCUGCUCCCAGGGGCACUGGGCAAUGCCUCACAGGGGCCGGCGCAGGUGUCCUGGCCCCAACUCCUCUCCACCUACCGCCUGCUGCACUCCUUGGAGCUCGUCUUAUCUCGGGCCGUGCGGGACUUGCUGCUGCUGUCCAAAGCCGGGCACUCAGUCUGGCCCUUGGGGUUCCCAACAUUGGGCCCCCAGCCCUGAUUGGGUGGCUUCUUAGCCCCCUGCCCUUCACCCUUUAGUACUUUAGGACUGGCGUCUUGGCAUCAGGGCAGCCUCCGCGUCAUCAGCGUUGGACAAGGGAGGGCUUUUCCAGCCCCCUGCCCCAGGCCCUACCCAGUAACUGAAAGCCCCUCUGGUCCUUGCCAGCUAUUUAUUUCUUGGAUAUUUAUUUAUUGUUAGAGAGAUGAUGGUUUAUUUAUUGUCUCGGAGCCUGCUGGUCCUCCUUGGGCCGAGCCCCCAUGCUGGGUGCCCAAUAAAGCACUCUCAUCCA